Molecule: messenger RNA, 900 nt
Organism: Ochotona curzoniae (black-lipped pika)
Lineage: Eukaryota; Metazoa; Chordata; Mammalia; Lagomorpha; Ochotonidae
Product: dehydrogenase/reductase SDR family member 2, mitochondrial-like
Exons: 9
Coding region: 1-900 (299 amino acids)
Molecular function (GO): carbonyl reductase (NADPH) activity
Source: RefSeq, a predicted model, not a curated record
AUGCUGAAAAGGAACAAGUUCAAUGCUCAGCUUGGGAUCCAGACAGUGGCUGCCAUGCUGAGGGCAGUGUCUUGGGCUGUUAGGGGGUUUCAUUGUGCCUCAGUCCCUCUCUCGGCAAGAAUGUACAGCCAGACAGUGGAUAAUAGCCAUAGCCUGGCUGGCAAAGUGACUGUCAUCACUGAAUCUUCAAAAGGGACUGGUUUGGCCGUCGCCUGGCGUUUGGCCCAGGAUGGGACCCACGUGGUCACCAGCAGAUGGAAACAGCAGAACGUGGACCGGGCGGUGACUGCGCUGCGUGAGGAGGGGCUCAGCGUGAUAGGCACCGUGUGCCACGUGGGGAAGGCGGAGGACCGGGAGCGCCUGGUGGGCACGGCCCUGGAGCCCUCUGGGGGCAUUGACAUCCUGGUGUGUGCGGCAGGUGUAAAUCCCUUGGUGGGGAGCACUUUGGGAGCCAGUGAACAGAUUUGGGACAAGAUCCUAAAUGUGAAUGUCAAGUCCCUGGCCCUGCUGCUGAGCAGGCUGCUUCCCUACAUGGAGAACCAACAGGGAAGCUCUGUGGUCCUGGUGUCAUCCAUGGUGUCUUAUGUGCCAAUCCCAAAGCUGGGAGUCUGUAACACCAGUAAAACAGCCCUACUGGGCCUCUGUAAAUCUUUAGCUAUAGUGCUAGCCCCAAAAGGCAUUGGAGUGAACUACUUGGCGCCAGGAAUAAUCAAGACCAACUUUGUUCAAAUGGAGAAGACAUUGCCAUUCCUGCUCCCUGACUUUAAUGAUCUCUACAGAUUGCAGCGGUUUGGGGAGCCAGAACAAUGUACAGGGAUUGUGUCAUUCCUGUGCUCUUCUGAUGCUUCCUACAUCAUUGGGGAGAAUGUUGUGGUGGCCAUCUACUCCCCUAAGCUCUGA